AUGCGAGAAGUAAGAGGAGCACAGUGUGACUUAGGGGUGGAGCGUCUGGAAGCAGUGGAGGAAAUGCUGAUUAAUGACCAAAGAAAGCCUGUGCAGCCCGCGGGAGGUUCUUCUCCGGCCGCCAUAGCCAAGCUGCUGGUUCUGCUCCCGAGAAGGCCCGGGUGGCUGAGCCGGUGCUGCCCUGGGAGCUCCCUCCCCGCAGGAGCCUCUGCAGGACCCCCGACUCCUCGGGCUGAGCGGUGCAGCCCUGCCGCCUGCUACAUGCUUCCCAGGCUGGAAAACACGAACAUACCAUCAGUGUUGGUGUCAUUUGAAGAUGUGGCUGUGGACUUUACCCAGGAAGAAUGGCAGUAUAUGGACGAUACUCAGCGGGCUCUGUACAGAGAGGUGAUGCUUGAGACCUAUAACAAUCUGCUGUCUGUGGGGUACUCCAUGACAAAGCCUGAUGUGAUCUUCAAGUUGGAGCAAGAAUCAGCACCAUGGACAGUGGAGAAAUCUGUCAACCAGGGACUUUCAGAUCCCUACAGAAAGAAUAAGCUGCUUGGAACUAAUCAGAAAAGACAAGAAAUAAUCUUCAGGCAAGUUGCAAUCACAAAAAUUAAAUAA
Ochotona princeps (American pika) is the source of this 606-nucleotide messenger RNA. Its product is annotated as zinc finger protein 717-like. Lineage: Eukaryota; Metazoa; Chordata; Mammalia; Lagomorpha; Ochotonidae. Bases 1 to 606 code for a protein of 201 amino acids. The record is from RefSeq and is a predicted model, not a curated record. The transcript is spliced from 6 exons. Gene Ontology annotation, biological process: regulation of DNA-templated transcription.